Dictyostelium discoideum AX4 is the source of this 168-nucleotide messenger RNA. RefSeq lists its product as hypothetical. The record is from RefSeq and is a predicted model, not a curated record. The transcript has 2 exons. Lineage: Eukaryota; Evosea; Eumycetozoa; Dictyosteliales; Dictyosteliaceae. The coding region runs from base 1 to 168 and encodes 55 amino acids.
AUGUUAUUUAACUCUAUCUCUAAAUUAUUUUCAAAAAAUAUUGAAUUAAAUGGAAGUUCAAAUAUGGAUUUGAAAGUAAAUAAAAACUCUCACAUGACUUUAAAUGAAAUCUCUGCUUUAAAAACUGAAAACAUAUUAUUCACAAGACCAAAUUUUGGUUUAGUUUAA